Molecule: messenger RNA, 717 nt
Organism: Saccoglossus kowalevskii
Lineage: Eukaryota; Metazoa; Hemichordata; Enteropneusta; Harrimaniidae
Product: bolA-like protein 2
Biological process (GO): intracellular iron ion homeostasis; protein maturation
Cellular component (GO): nucleus; cytosol
Molecular function (GO): 2 iron, 2 sulfur cluster binding
Source: RefSeq, a predicted model, not a curated record
CCGGUUGUGUAUAUUCUCAAUGACCGAUGUUAUAAUAUAUAACACUUUAGCACAUUGGUGGUAUGAGAGCUGAAGUUACUGUGGACUGAGGUCAGGUUUCUGGUCGGAAAUAGAGUAGCGCCCUCUAUGUUAAACCCGGAAGUGAUUAAACCAUCAGGAUUUUGAUACUUACAUGCACGUUGUGGGAAGACCUGUCUAUCCCCCCCGUUCAGUAUAACAACGAUAUGGCGCAGUACCCCAGCGUCGAGUAUCUUCAAGAAAAGUUGAGGGAAGGGCUAAGUGCAGAAUAUGUGAAAAUUCUGGACAUCAGUGACUCUGGAUGCAUUGGUGGAAAGUAUAAGGCUCUGAUUGUGGCGAAGAAGUUUGAAGGCAAGACAUUGGUACAAAGACAUAGACUUGUCAAUUCCUGUUUGGAAGAAGAAUUGAAGGGUCCUAUCCAUGCUUUCUCAAUGAAGACAUUUACACCAGAACAGUGGGAAGACAGACAAAUAUCAAGUUGAUUUUUUUUUUGUCAUUGCUGGCUCUAAAAAUCUAUAAAAAUCUGGUUAUAGAUCAUUUAUCAUAAACUGUGUUAAUAUUUCUCAUUCACAGAAUGUAUCAUAACAUUAAUAGUGAGAUGUUCAUUAUACAUUGUUACAUAGAAGUUUGAUACAACUCACUCCUGAACAAUUUUAACAAAACCCCAAAAUAAAUUUGUCUAAAACUAUUGGCAGAAAA